AUGGCAUCCUACCAGCUCCCUGCAAUUUUAUUGAUCUUGGCAGUCCUUAUGGCAGCGUCUGUGGCACCAGUAGCCCAAGCCCAAUCUGCGAGUGCGAGUGCGCGUCCAGCAGAAUUCUCUGAGUGCUUCUCGGCUCUAUGGGACAAAGUGGGAUUCUGGCAGGAGGUCUACAACUUCUACACCACUGGCAAGAACUUCCCUGGGGUGGAUUGUUGCAAGGCAUCUCUGGAAGUGGGAGCACAAUGCUGGCUCACAUUUUGGGUUCCUGGUGGCCUCAGUCCUGCUCUCAUCUCCAAGCUUAAGUCUUACUGCACUGCGUUCGUUGCGCGCUCGGCCUCGGGGCCUGCACCUGCACCCGGAAAGUCUGUCUAG
This is a messenger RNA of Amborella trichopoda, 372 nucleotides long. Lineage: Eukaryota; Viridiplantae; Streptophyta; Magnoliopsida; Amborellales; Amborellaceae. The record is from RefSeq and is a predicted model, not a curated record.